AUGUGUGUGUGUGUGUAUGUAUGUGUGUGUCAUUUUAUUCUUUUGCUUGAGGUGGGCGGCGUGAAUGGAAUGGCAGCGGCAGUGGGUGCGCAACGGCAGCCGCCGACGGCGAUUCAGAUCGCUCGUCUCUUUCCCCGUGCAGAGAAUCAGACGCCACUUUCUCUCUCCCCUCUCUCUCCCUCCCUCUCUCUCUCUCCUUGCCUGGGCCGUUUGCCCAUCAAAAAAAAGACUGUGUGGCCGCGUUUUGCUCACCAAAAUCGUGCACCAAAUUCGCCGCACCGUGCUCGCAUCAUGGCCACCCGCCGCCCGUUGACGACGGGCCUUGGGUGCGUCGGCCUGGUACUUUUUUUGAUGUGUACAACCUCAGCCCACGCGCAAGCCGUUUAUUGUGCCUACGGCCAAGUUUACAACAUUACCAAUGGAACCUGUGAAGAUUGUGCCCCAGGCACUUUCAAAAACAGUGGCUCGCAUCGCGAUACCUUUUGCGACAUUUGCACCAGCACCACGUAUAGCCCCCACCCAGGCAUGCGCUAUUGUUGGCAAUGCCCUGCCGGCCACGUGCCCAACAGCGAGCGCAACGGCUGUGAUCCCUGCUCGCCCGGAUCCUAUUCUCGCAGUGGGGCUUCCUCUUGUACCUUAUGUCCUCGUGGCACCUUUCAACCGCUCAGCGGCCAGUCCUCCUGCACGGCUUGUCCCAAGGGCAAGUUUCAGAAUGAAGAGGGUCAUGGCUCGUGCAUCAAUUGUCCCGCUGGAAUUUACAACGAUCAAACCGGGCGCUCGAGCUGCAAGUUGUGUGGCAACGGUUAUUACUCCCCUUCCCCCAACGCAGCAUCCUGCCUUCGCUGUCCCGCUGGCUGGUACCAGGACGGCACCACAUCCGACCGCUGCACCAUCUGCCCAUCCGGUACAUAUACACCAAGUUGGGGCUAUGGCAUCUGCCGAGACUGCAGCACCCGCACAUACAUGCCCCACAAUGGUGGUAUUGAGUGCUAUCGCACUCCUUCAGGCUACACCGUCACAACCACAGGCGCCUCGGAGCUGGAAACCUGUCCCGCUGGCCAGGUCGCUUACAGCAUUGGCUACCCGUGUUAUGACAUCCCCUCUGGCCGCGAAGGCGUAGCCUACGGCGCGGAGACCCCCUUUACCUACUAUGACUGCCGCCCGGGCACCUAUCAAAACAUCUCUGAUCCCAUGCGUGUCUGCGCUUCCUGUCCGCCGGGAACAUAUCAAAGUAAUUCACGUCAGACCAGCUGCAACGAAUGUCCCGUCGGCAAGUUCACGGAUCGCCCCAAGCAGCGCACCUGUCGCUCCUAUACCACCGUUCCUGCCGGCCAGUACAUUGCAGCACCUGCAACUGCUACCUCGGACCAUGUCCUGGCCCCUUGCCCCGCAGGCAUGGGCUACUGUCAAUACGACGUUGGCAUGUCCUGCGAGCCGGGCCAAUACUAUACAGGGUCUAGCUGCAGUACCUGCAGCUCAGGGAAAUGGACGGCCGAAGUCGACGCCCACACCUGCGCAGGCGUUGUCUCGUGUCCAACUGGCUACCUUCAAGUGCAAACCUACUCGGCCACCAGCGAUCGUCUGUGUGAGGCUUGUCCCCCAGGCACCUACACCGACAACACCAAUCCUACCAGCUGCAAACCAGUCAGCGAGGCCUCGGACGACUACACAGACUACCCAGCCGCCCACUACCCGAUGCGUGGCAUCGACUGCGUCUCAGGCUCUUACAUCAGUGUCAACGCCACUUCCUCCUCGUCACGUGAAUGCGCCGUUUGUCCAAACGGCACCUUCACGAGCACCUCAAACGCCUACGCCUGCACACCCCACACCGUCUGCCUUCCCGGCCAAUAUGUCAAUCGUAUUGGCGACAACCGCUACGAUCGACUCUGUCUGGACUGUGGAAACAACACUAUUCUCUUGACCGACGAUAUUAACAUGGAGCGAUGUGUCCCUCCGACCCUAUGUGAGCCCGGCUACGGCGAGGUGGUGGCACCCACACCAUCGUCCAAUCGUGUGUGUGCCCCCUGUGAACUGGGGGUUACGUUUCGCAACGAUAGCAGCGCCACUGAUGCUUGCGAGCCGGUGCGGCCCGAGUGUCCUCCUGGAGAAGGUUUUUUGGCCCCAGCGUCCACCAGUAACGAUCGCCAAGAAAUGACGCGUUGCAUUUACGGCUACGACGACUAUGGAGAGCCCUGUACCUGCCAAGUGGGGUGCAAUCGUUGUUACAGAAACACAAACUCAAGCAUCGACUAUUUGCUGUACCACUACAACGGCAUUCCAUCCGCAUCGGAAAACACACCAAGCUACCCCGCUUGCAUACGUCCCCCGGGCAAUGAGCUGGCCUCCACCCCUGCUGACGAGCUUGUGGUGGCCUGCGCUGACGUAUGCCGCAACGACACAAACUGCCGCGGCUUUCAAAUCUAUCUACGCGACCAAAUCCCGUCCCUGCGCGGUAGCUGCUGCUUCAAAUCCUCAUUUGAUACUGGCUCCUCUCAGGAGGCCAUUGGCAUUGACUUUUACGAAAUGGAAGGCUGUUACGAAUGUCGAAGCAACUAUUACCGGGAUGGGCAACACUGCCAACCCUUGUCUGAUGUGCCCGACGUUCACGUCGCUGAUUCGGUCCUCGCUAUGCCGAUUGAUUAUCCCGAGGGCGGAACUGUGGUUACGUUCAACCUCACCCGCGUUCCAGGGCUCAACUAUACCUUCAGCAUCACUGCGUUCGAGUCGAACAUUCUUACCGAGAGCGACUUUUACCUUGACAACGACCAGGCCACGCUCAUCACCCUCACAAACCUCUCUGCUGUUGGAUUCACCAGCUUGACCGUGCAAGUCACCGACAACCAAACCGUCUGCUACCAAAUCAUUGACGGCCGCGUGCGCAAGGUCCUGGGGGGCUGCAGCACCGAGAUCAGCCUUGAGCUAACCGUGGUGGGCUUUCUCAGCUGUCCCGAAGAUAUUAUCCACUACAUUCCACUUGCUGUGACCGAGGAGGAGGUGGUGUGGGAGGUUCCACGCAUCCCUGCCACUGCCACGACUGUCUCCGUGGUCGGUAACACGAAUCAAACUGUAUUUGCAGCUGGCCUUUAUUACAUUCACUACGAGACCACGCCGUUGACCACUGGCGACACCCUCGUGUGUGCGUUUAACAUUACUGCUAUCAAUGGCUUUAGCCAGACCGCUGAGUACCUUCGGUUUGAGAACCUCGGCAAUGGCGUGGCUAUCGACUACGUCAUGGAGGAUACCGUGUAUGACCGUCGCAUGCUCCGUCCAGAAGCCUUUCAAGGGAGCUUGGAGCGCGAAAGCUUUGCAUACGGCGUGUAUAGCCCCUUCGCCACACCUUUUAUCUACAGGCCACAGGCCAGUGUUAGCACGGUCCUUCACAUUCGACUUGCGUGGUGCAGCACUGGAAACACCCUGGACCUCGAGGAGCUCACUCCGUCUCCCGUAUCGGUGCGGCUGGCUGGUGCUCGCAGCGUCACGUUUACGGACCUGGGCUCGGGCAUUAGCCCAGACCUGGGUUGCUUCCUGAUUUGGGCCCAAUCUUCGCCCAUUACCACGGCCAUCAGUUUUAGUCGCAUUGACAUCGCCUUGCCUUUGCAAGUCAACAUUGACGAUGAUGUUGCUGAGCCUGACAAUGUCACAGUUGCGCGGCGUUCUACUUCUGGCGAGACACUUCAGCUCUACAGCCCAAUUUCUCCAAGUGGUAUUUAUAUGCAGCACGAGACGAGCCCGGGAGCCUCGGACGCCACUUCCACGCUCUUGGUGCUUGAGGACAUCCUCCCACCCGAAUGGGUGGGCUGCCCCGUUGAGGCUGUGGUGGUCAAUGUUGAAUCAGGGGUAGAGAUGGUGUCUGUCUCCUGGAUUGAGCCCCAGGCCACGGAUAACAUUGGUAUCGCCAGCAUCGAAGCCAACUUUCGCCCCGGCGACAACUUCACUUGGAUUGAUAGUCCAUACGAGAUUGUCUACACAGCCUACGACUUUUCAGAGCAGCAGGCUGAGUGUCGUUUUGAUGUCAUUGUACAGCCCAACCUCAAUCCCCUGUCGCUGGACACCCCGUUCCGAACCGUCUUUUCCCGCUCAGUCACCAUUCAAAGCGGAUUCCCGUAUGCCGAUGAUCUUCAGGUUUUGAUGGAUCCCACUGCCGCCGUUUUGAGCUUUGACUCUGAUUUUGAUAACACCACGGCUCUUGAGGUUCGCUUCGCGGCCUCCAACAACGACGUGAUUGAGGUUCGAGCUCGUGACGAUUCACAAUACAGCCAGUUUGUUGUGAGCCUUGAUUGGACAGCUACGCCCGAAGCAGCUGACCUUGCAGCGGCUCAUCAAGUCGAGGUCUCAGCAGAGAUUGAGUUUGACCAGUUCACCCGCGAUCCUUCUGCCACUUUUUCAUCCUCUGACCUCACCGCCACCGCCAUUCUCUAUGACGCCACUUGCCAUGUUGAUGCGGUCACUGGUCGCAUUCUAGUCAAAGGCCUCACUCAACCCUUCACACACGGCUUUAUGUUUCGAGGUGUAACGAUCCGACUUAAAUUUCCUCGGGGUGCGACCAUCACCAACGGCAGCACGGCCCCAUUGCUCUCCUACACCCUGAGCUCGGCAUCUUACUUUGGGCUUCGUCAUCGCAUUAGCGCUGCUGUGGCUAGCGCUUACGAUGCCAACACGGCCGAGCCAUUUAUUCUUGUGUUUGAUAACACGCCUCCUACGUUCCUCACCUGUCCCGAGUCGGCCACCAAGCGCACCCAGGCGGGGGAGGCUGCGGCCAUUUUCAAUUGGAGUCUGCCCAUUUACACCGACAAUCGGCCCAUUGGUUUGCGCCUGCUCCAGCGUGCAUACUACACCGAUGGGGUCUUUACCGGUGCCCUGGGCACUAACAUGUCGGUGCCCAUCCGUGAUCCCACCUCCUCUGCCCUUAUUGUCGAAUAUGUGGCGCGCGAUGAGUACGGCAACCGAGCCUAUUGCAAUUUUACCCUCCUCUCCCAGGACGGUGAGGCGCCCGUAGCCGUGUGCCCCACUGGUCUCAACUACAUUCUCAGGCCCGGUCGUGGUGACUAUGAU
Messenger RNA from Monosiga brevicollis MX1, 5052 nucleotides. RefSeq lists its product as uncharacterized. NCBI's taxonomy places the organism in Eukaryota, Choanoflagellata, Craspedida, Salpingoecidae. The annotation marks the transcript as partial. The transcript has 16 exons. Gene Ontology annotation, molecular function: protein binding. The record is from RefSeq and is a predicted model, not a curated record. Gene Ontology annotation, cellular component: cell surface. Gene Ontology annotation, biological process: signal transduction.